AUGGAAGACAGCCUCGAUAGAACGAAGAAAGUUCAUCCGGGUCAGAUCCUGGCCGCUGUCCAGGUACUCUGCACGUUCAAUGUGAUCAUUUCAGACUGUGGGCUGCAUAACAUUCUCUAUAAUGACGAAGAACAGAAUCCGACCGUUUGCAUCGUUGAUUUUGAGUAUUUGCAUGUAUUUGCCGAUAGUAAAGAUCCAUCCAAGGAUUCGCCGGUCCAUCCGGAAGCGUAUUCAGUAUUCAAAGACUUCAAGGAUGAUGAAAUCAAUUUCGAUAGCGAUGAAGAUGAGGAUGAGGAGGACGAGGGUGAGGAUAAGGACGACGAAAAUGAAGAAUGA
Penicillium taxi is the source of this 336-nucleotide messenger RNA. RefSeq lists its product as uncharacterized. NCBI's taxonomy places the organism in Eukaryota, Fungi, Ascomycota, Eurotiomycetes, Eurotiales, Aspergillaceae. The record is from RefSeq and is a predicted model, not a curated record. The coding region runs from base 1 to 336 and encodes 111 amino acids. The transcript has a single exon.